Plasmopara halstedii is the source of this 252-nucleotide messenger RNA. RefSeq lists its product as uncharacterized. NCBI's taxonomy places the organism in Eukaryota, Oomycota, Peronosporomycetes, Peronosporales, Peronosporaceae. The record is from RefSeq and is a predicted model, not a curated record. The coding region runs from base 1 to 252 and encodes 83 amino acids. The transcript has 2 exons.
AUGCGAUGGCAGAUCCCAAGGGCCAGAAGUAGUGAUGGUAGGCUUCAAAUCGCUCACCAGCUACUUGAACGAGCUAGUGCAAUACCCAUAGUAAUGUUCGGGUCGAUGGAAGUGCAACUGGCUUUUGCCAGUGAAGAAUUUGGUCUUGAUCUAGACGUAGCAGCACCACAUCGCGAUAGCGGUCUUCAAGUUAUGAAGCUUCGUCAUAAUCGGUUCUUACGCGUGAUACCCAUGUGGAAGAAGCAUUCCUAA